AUGUGCUGCUUCAGUUGCCAGAGUCAGGGUCAACUCUGCCUGGCAGCCGGCCCUAGUUUACACACCCAGCCCUGGUUUACACCCCAAGCCCUGGUUUACAUACCCAGCCCUGGUUUACACACCCACCCCCUGCCCUGGUUUACACACCCAGCCCUGGUUUACACACCCAGCCCUGGUUUACACCCCAGCCCUGGUUUACACCCCAAGCCCUGGUUUACACACCCAGCCCUGGUUUACACCCCAAACCCUGGUUUACACACCCAGCCCUGGUUUACACCCCCAGCCCUGGUUUACACACCCACCCCCAGCCCUGGUUUACACCCCCAGCCCUGGUUUACACCCCCAGCCCUGGUUUACACCCCCAGCCCUGGUUUACACACCCACCCCCAGCCCUGGUUUACACCCCCAGCCCUGGUUUACACACCCACACCCAGCCCUGGUUUACACACCCACACCCAGCCCUGGUUUACACACCCAAACCCAGCCCUGGUUUACACACCCAGCCCUGGUUUACACACCCACCCCCAGCCCUGGUUUACACACCCAGCCCUGGUUUACACACCCAGCCCUGGUUUACACCCCCAGCCCUGGUUUACACCCCCAGCCCUGGUUUACACACCCAGCCCUGGUUUACACACCCAGCCCAAGUUUACACACCCAGCCCUGGUUUACACCCCCAGCCCUGGUUUACACACCCACCCCCAGCCCUGGUUUACACACCCACCCCCAGCCCUGGUUUACACCCCACCCCCAGCCCUGGUUUACACCCCAAGCCCUGGUUUACACCCCCACACCCAGCCCUGGUUUACACACCCAGCCCAAGUUUACACACCCAGCCCUGGUUUACACCCCCAGCCCUGGUUUACACACCCACCCCCAGCCCUGGUUUACACACCCACCCCCAGCCCUGGUUUACACACCCACCCCCAGCCCUGGUUUACACCCCAAGCCCUGGUUUACACCCCCACACCCAGCCCUGGUUUACACCCCCAGCCCUGGUUUACACCCCCAGCCCUGGUUUACACACCCACCCCCAGCCCUGGUUUACACCCCCAGCCCUGGUUUACACCCCCACCCCCAGCCCUGGUUUACACAUCCACCCCCAGCCCUGGUUUACACCCCAGCCCUGGUUUACACCCACCCCCAGCCCUGGUUUACACACCCACCCCCAGCCCUGGUUUACACCCCCAGCCCUGGUUUACACACCCACCCCCAGCCCUGGUUUACACCCCCAGCCCUGGUUUACACCCCCACCCCCAGCCCUGGUUUACACAUCCACCCCCAGCCCUGGUUUACACCCCCAGCCCUGGUUUACACACCCACCCCCAGCCCUGGUUUACACACCCACCCCCAGCCCUGGUUUACACACCCAGCCCUGGUUUACACACCCAGCCCUGGUUUACACACCCAGCCCUGGUUUACACACCCAGCCCUGGUUUACACACCCAGCCCUGGUUUACACACCCAGCCCUGGUUUACACACCCAGCCCUGGUUUACACACCCACCCCCAGCCCUGGUUUACACACCCACCCCCAGCCCUGGUUUACACCCCCAGCCCUGGUUUACACACCCAUCCCCAGCCCUGGUUUACACACCCACCCCCAGCCCUGGUUUACACACCCAGCCCUGGUUUACACACCCAGCCCUGGUUUACACACCCAGCCCUGGUUUACACACCCACCCCCAGCCCUGGUUUACACACCCAGCCCUGGUUUACACACCCUCCCCCAGCCCUGGUUUACACACCCAGCCCUGGUUUACACAUCCACCCCCAGCCCUGGUUUACACACCCACCCCCAGCCCUGGUUUACACCCCCAGCCCUGGUUUACACACCCAUCCCCAGCCCUGGUUUACACACCCACCCCCAGCCCUGGUUUACACACCCAGCCCUGGUUUACACACCCAGCCCUGGUUUACACACCCAGCCCUGGUUUACACACCCACCCCCAGCCCUGGUUUACACACCCAGCCCUGGUUUACACACCCUCCCCCAGCCCUGGUUUACACACCCAGCCCUGGUUUACACAUCCACCCCCAGCCCUGGCUUCCAGGUUACACACCAAUCCCAGCCCUGGCAAUGCCCACCAACACAGGCUAG
Messenger RNA from Oncorhynchus gorbuscha (pink salmon), 2100 nucleotides. RefSeq names its product extensin-like. The record is from RefSeq and is a predicted model, not a curated record. The transcript has a single exon. NCBI's taxonomy places the organism in Eukaryota, Metazoa, Chordata, Actinopteri, Salmoniformes, Salmonidae. The coding region runs from base 1 to 2100 and encodes 699 amino acids.